Messenger RNA from Penaeus monodon (black tiger shrimp), 681 nucleotides. Its product is annotated as cuticle protein 8-like. The record is from RefSeq and is a predicted model, not a curated record. Gene Ontology annotation, cellular component: extracellular matrix. The coding region runs from base 131 to 538 and encodes 135 amino acids. The transcript is spliced from 4 exons. NCBI's taxonomy places the organism in Eukaryota, Metazoa, Arthropoda, Malacostraca, Decapoda, Penaeidae.
GCAAAACGUCUUCAAAGGUCAAGUGCCAAAGAAAGCAGGCAGGGUAUAAAGGUCGGUGCUAGACCAAAAGCCGGCCAUUCUCCUCGUUCUUCGUUAUCGGCACUUAUUCAUCACGCAACAAUUCAGCGACAUGAAGGCAAAGAUGAUGGCGGUGAUGCUGACGACCUCGCUCUUGCUCUCGGGUACGGCCUCUGCUCUCCCAGUUGACCCUCCCCAUGGCUACGAUGCGCGAGCUUCGCACAGUUUUCACCCUGAACCUGACGAGGUGCAUGAGCCGUACGACUUCACAUACUCCGUCAGGAACGAUGAGUCUGGCGCAGACUUCGCCCACAGUGAGGCCUCGGACGGCGCCAGCGUCAGGGGGUCCUACACCGUCCUUCUGCCUGAUGGCCGCAGGCAAACAGUUACCUAUGUGGUCGACUCCCAGUCCGGCUACACUGCCCGUGUGACUUAUUCAGGAGAGGCCCAUCGCCCCGCCACAUUUGGCUCGCCUGUCAAUCCGACGGCCAAGACCUACACACCUCAGCUCGGCUUCUAGUGAGAGACAGCUCUUAGCUAAAACAAUACGCCAGUACCUAGUCAUAGAAUAAAAGGGCUUUGUGAUAUGAAUUACAUUGUUAAUUUUCGAGUGUUUUUUUUAUAACAUUUGUAUGUAAAAAUGAACAAAACUGUACGGCCGUU